Messenger RNA from Silurus meridionalis, 1397 nucleotides. RefSeq names its product SRY-box transcription factor 32 (gene sox32). Gene Ontology annotation, biological process: anatomical structure morphogenesis; cell differentiation; regulation of DNA-templated transcription. The transcript is spliced from 2 exons. Gene Ontology annotation, molecular function: RNA polymerase II cis-regulatory region sequence-specific DNA binding; DNA-binding transcription factor activity, RNA polymerase II-specific. Lineage: Eukaryota; Metazoa; Chordata; Actinopteri; Siluriformes; Siluridae. The record is from RefSeq and is a predicted model, not a curated record. The coding region runs from base 66 to 965 and encodes 299 amino acids.
UUAAAGUCCGACUGGGACUCUGGGAUUGACAUGGACAGGCUGAAGAAGAAGUCUUAAAGACAGUCAUGUACUUUGACAGAAUGUUUCCGUCUCUAGAUAUGGUCGCCAUGCAAGACAUACUAGAGAGCGAGCAGCGCUGUUAUGCGCCGUCUGGACAGCCCGAGAUUUCUGUCUCAGGGCCUUCCAGCCCGGCAUCGGCUGACUCUGAGCUCAGCUGCUCCAGUCCGGAAACCAAACCGACACCGGAAACACGAGUGAGGAGACCCCUGAACGCCUUCAUCAUUUGGACGAAAGAGGAACGAAGACGUCUUGCGCAGCUCAACCCAGAUCUGGAAAACACCGACCUGAGUAAAAUACUUGGCAAGACCUGGAAAGCCAUGUCUCUGGCAGAGAAACGUCCAUACAUGCAGGAGGCGGAAAGACUGAGGGUCCAACACACCAUUGACCAUCCCAACUACAAAUACCGUCCCCGUCGUCGCAAGAACAACAAGCGUGCUGCCAAGAUGCCUUCAAAUGAAACCAACGUCUCACCCAACUUUCACCUCAGCUAUAUGCUCCAGAACCAGGCUCUUCAAUAUCCGUACACACACUCACACACUCUGCCUAACUCAUACACACACCCUCACAGUCCUGGUUUUCAGCAUCACCCUGCCCAAUCACAGAAUAUGGCAGCAUUUACGAAUGGAGGGCUAACGUUUCCAGAUGGAGCAGUGCUCUUGAACUCAUCUUUAGCAUGCCCACAGCAGUCUGUAUACUCAGCAGAACCUCAGCUAUACUACAGUUCCCAGCAUGCAGUGCAGCAGAGAGGAGACCAGUGGGGCUGGCGGGGUGCAGAAGUGUGUGCCUGUGUCCUGUGUUCUGGAGGACCAUCGCUAGAAUUUUACCUGGAACAGGUACGAGUGGACAUGCUUGACCAGCUGGAUCGCAGUGAGUUUGACCAGUAUCUCAAUCCUGUCCAGCCCUAAGACCAACAUUAUCAAUGAACACCAUAAACCCACCACACUUCAGUGUUAUAACCCAACAGAUCAAACCACAGAGUGGCCUGUUUGGUACAACGUUUGGUUGGUUUGGUUUAGUUUCAUUUCCUGUUACGUUUGUGCGUUAAAAGAGAUUUGUGUAUAGAAAUAUUUGUAUUUAUUUUUGAUGUUCAAUGGUGCUUGAAUAUAAAAUGAUUUAAAUCUUACCAUCAGUAGACUUCAUAUUCUAAGAUGUAUUAUCUGCCUCACUUUAACUUGUUCAAAAUUUGAACAAUUUGUUGAACAAAUUGUUCAAAAUGCUGCUUUUUUUGUCUCAGAGAUUUAUAUGCUCAGCAUAUGUCACUGUAUAUUUGGAAUGUGUAUUUAUUACUUGUGGGAAAAGUCCAAUUACAGAUUCUAUAAAUAAAAUGUUUAAAUAUA